This is a messenger RNA of Funneliformis caledonium, 591 nucleotides long. NCBI's taxonomy places the organism in Eukaryota, Fungi, Glomeromycota, Glomeromycetes, Glomerales, Glomeraceae. The record is from the annotation of a GenBank genome assembly.
AUGAACCUUCUACAUAAUAAACUUACAACUCCUUUAUUCUACGAAAAUUUUGAACUUAUUCUUGUAGACUUUAAUCGAAAACUUUCCACAGCUUACGAGACCAAAAACACUAAACCAACGACGCUCAAAUGGAUAAAGUUUAUUCAGCUUAUGGAAAUGAAAAUUCAUUCAAAUAAUCAACCCUCCCGAAAAAGUAAUUAUCAACGAGCUCACUCAGCUUUGGUUCAAAAUGGGACACAUCGUGUUAAUCCUACCAGAAGUGCUUAUGAUGAUGCUGCUUCAAUAAAUUCAUCACUUUCUAAUCAUGAUCAAGCGGCAACAACAAAUGAUGCGUCGAAUCCUCGGCGUCAAUUACCAUUUGGAAAUUCACAAUAUAUAGGUGAAACAAAAGAACCAACGGACGUUACGGACAUGAAAAGAGAAAGUAAAUCGAGACAUACUUCAAUUCCGUUAGUGGAUAGGGAGACAUACAAUUUUGAUGGAAUAACAUUUCCCGGUGGUGGUAAAAAUGCACGUCAAUUUUUGACUGCCAGUGACUUUGCUAGACCUGAGAAAAAACGAAAAAGUGGAUGUUGUUCUUGGUCAAUUUGA